Messenger RNA from Anarrhichthys ocellatus (wolf-eel), 2726 nucleotides. RefSeq names its product shaker-related potassium channel tsha2-like. NCBI's taxonomy places the organism in Eukaryota, Metazoa, Chordata, Actinopteri, Perciformes, Anarhichadidae. The transcript has a single exon. Gene Ontology annotation, molecular function: delayed rectifier potassium channel activity; protein binding. Gene Ontology annotation, biological process: action potential; protein homooligomerization; potassium ion transmembrane transport. Bases 882 to 2327 code for a protein of 481 amino acids. The record is from RefSeq and is a predicted model, not a curated record. Gene Ontology annotation, cellular component: membrane; voltage-gated potassium channel complex.
GAGAGAGAGAGAGAGAGAGUCGUGCACAACUUGUGGAGCAGCUGAGCCGCGUUCAGGGCUCCAACGUCAGCAAGCUUUGGUCUUGAAGCGGCUGCAGCGUCACAUCGCAGAGCUUCUCUCCCCCCGCAUGUGUGUCGUUUGUGGGUGAAAGGAUGAGUGGAUGGAGGACAGACCCUGAGCCACAGGUAUUCAUUCAGGAUCAGUUCAUGAGCGGAAUGUAGAUUUCUUGCAUGAGACUCGUUUAUGCACGACAUUUCUCACGCUUUACGCCUUUAAACUGUCCUCGUUCAUAUCUGCUCGUAUUUUGCAAACAUCUCGUCACAUUUCACCAUAAACAGCUCAGGUGGUAACCUUGAGCCUGUGCCACGCUGGAGACAACAGGUUCAUUACGCACGACUCCCUCUGUGCACGCGCAGUCUCCACAUUCCUGAUGUCGUCUCCUCAAAUCGAGAUGAUUUCGUGCAUGUUUGAUGUCAAAUAUCUGGAUCGGAUUCAUUAGGAGCAUAUGUGAGCGUGCGUGUGUGUGCUUUUACCCCCCCCCCCUUCCUCAGUGAGAGAGCGUGCACACACACACACGUCAGCUCGGGGAGGGCAAAGCCUGCUUAAGAUGCAGCGAAUGUGACAGCAGAGUCCAGACUACAGCGGCGCGUGGACAGGAAAGGUGAGCGUGGUGGCGGCGGCGGUGGGGGGGGGAAGAGGGCACACACAAUGCCAGCGGAACCAGCUCACCCGCAGACGUGACGCUGACACACCGAGCAGACAAAGACGAGGAAGACGCUCAGCUGGUUCCCAAAAUACGCGCGGAGGAGUCGGAGGGGGGACCGAGAGGACCGAGGAGCGGGAAGAGACGCCCUUGUCUGUGGAGGGGGUGGGGGAGAAACAUGACAGUGGUUCCCGGAGAGAACCUGGAUGAGACUGUGGCACUGGCCGCGCUGUCCGCGCAGGAUGUGUACGACCCGGAGCGAGCCGAGAACCAGGACUGCUGCGAGCGGGUGGUGGUCAACAUCUCCGGGCUGCGCUUCGAGACGCAGCUGAAGACGCUCGCCCAGUUCCCCUCCACGCUGCUGGGGGACCCGCGCAAGAGGAUGCGCUUCUUCGACCCGCUGAGGAACGAGUACUUCUUCGACCGGAACAGACCCAGCUUCGACGCCAUCCUCUACUACUACCAGUCCGGGGGCAGGCUCCGGAGACCCGUCAACGUGCCCGUGGACAUCUUCAUGGAGGAGAUUACAUUUUACGAGCUCGGGGAGGAGGUGAUCGAGAAUUUUAAGGAGGACGAGGGGUUCAUUAAGGAGGAGGAGCGCCCGCUGCCCGAGAACGACUUCCAGCGGCAGGUCUGGCUCCUGUUCGAGUACCCCGAGAGCUCCGGACCCGCCAGGGGGAUCGCCAUAGUCUCCGUGUUGGUCAUCCUCAUCUCCAUCGUGAUCUUCUGCUUGGAGACUUUACCUGAGUUCAGAGAGGACGCCCGGACGUUCGACGAGCAGCCGGCGGGGAACGGAACGGCGCGCGCAAAGAAGCCGAACCCGUUCACGGACCCGUUCUUCAUCGUGGAGACGCUCUGCAUCAUCUGGUUCUCUUUUGAGCUGCUGGUCCGGUUCCUAGCGUGCCCGAGCAAGCCCGCGUUCUUCAAGAACAUCAUGAACACCAUCGACAUCGUGGCCAUCAUGCCGUACUUCAUCACGCUGGGGCUGGAGCUCGCGGAGCACCAGGGGAACGGGCAGCAGGCCAUGUCCCUGGCCAUCCUCCGGGUCAUCCGCCUGGUGCGGGUCUUCCGCAUCUUCAAGCUCUCCAGACACUCCAAGGGGCUCCAGAUCCUCGGGCAGACUCUCAAAGCCAGCAUGCGGGAGUUGGGCCUCCUCAUCUUCUUCCUCUUCAUCGGCGUCAUCCUCUUCUCCAGCGCGGUCUACUUUGCGGAGACCGACGACCCGGACUCGGGCUUCAGCAGCAUCCCGGACGCCUUCUGGUGGGCCGUGGUGUCCAUGACCACCGUGGGCUACGGGGACAUGUGUCCCGUGACCAUCGGGGGGAAGAUCGUGGGCUCGCUGUGCGCCAUCGCCGGCGUGCUCACCAUCGCGCUGCCGGUGCCGGUCAUCGUGUCCAACUUCAACUACUUCUACCACCGCGAGACGGAGCACGAGGAGCAGUUCCAGUACACGCACGUGACCUGCGGCCAGCAGCAGCUGCAGUUCGGGGAGUUCGAGCAGAGCGACAGCAACCCGUCUCUGUGCAAGUCCGACUUCUACCCGGGCAGCGAGGACGCGGACUCCAUCAAGCACACCAACUGCAGCCCGCACAAAGCAUACACCGGGAAGCUCACCGACGUCUGACUCUCACCCGCGCGCUGUGACGCACCGGAUGGCGCGUCCAUCAGAAACACCUCGCGCUCCGGGUUGAGCUCCUUAUUUUGCGCCCUCAGAGAGACUCAUCCAAAACCACCAGGUGGAUUAUAAGAGAACCCGCAUCCAUCACAUGAACCGGUCUUCCAUUAAGCGCCAUGAGGAGAACGAUUGUAGCACUUUAUCAUUAUUAUUAUGAUUAAUAUUAUCAUUAAUAAUGUUUCUCUUAGUAAUUUAUUGCCAUAAUAAUGCAGGUUUAAAGUUUACAUUUGCUUUUUUUUCUGUCUAUCUGAAGCAGAGACAACACAGGACCAAUUCAACACACACACACACACACACACACACACACACACACACACACACACUCACACACACACACUCACACACACA